AUGUCCGGUGUUACUGUUAGAGACGUUCCUGCUCAGGAAUUCAUUGACGCCUACGCCCAGUUCUUGCAAAGACAGGGUAAGUUGGAGGUCCCAGCCUACGUUGAGUUGGUCAAAACCAGUGCCAGCAAUGAAAUGCCACCACAAGAUCAGGAAGGUUGGUUCUACAAGAGAGCUGCUUCUGUCGCCAGACAUGUCUACUUGAGAAAGCAGGUUGGUGUUGGUAAAUUGAACAAGCUUUAUGGAGGUGCCAAGAAUAGAGGUUUCAGACCAGCCAAGCACUUUGAUGCUUCUGGAUCUGUCAACAGAAGAGUUGUGCAGGCUUUGGAGAAGAUUGGUGUUCUAGAAGCUUCUUCAAAGGGAGGUAGAAAGAUUUCCGAAAAUGGUCAGAGAGAUUUGGACCGUAUCGCCGCUCAAACCAGUGAGGCUCUUGUUGAGGGCGACGACGAGGAAGACGAAGAGUAG
This is a messenger RNA of Brettanomyces nanus, 462 nucleotides long. RefSeq names its product ribosomal protein S19B (gene RPS19B). The coding region runs from base 1 to 462 and encodes 153 amino acids. Gene Ontology annotation, biological process: translation; ribosomal small subunit assembly. Lineage: Eukaryota; Fungi; Ascomycota; Pichiomycetes; Pichiales; Pichiaceae. The transcript is spliced from 2 exons. Gene Ontology annotation, molecular function: structural constituent of ribosome; RNA binding. The record is from RefSeq and is a predicted model, not a curated record. Gene Ontology annotation, cellular component: ribosome; cytosolic small ribosomal subunit.